This is a messenger RNA of Fonsecaea erecta, 756 nucleotides long. RefSeq lists its product as hypothetical. The transcript is spliced from 4 exons. NCBI's taxonomy places the organism in Eukaryota, Fungi, Ascomycota, Eurotiomycetes, Chaetothyriales, Herpotrichiellaceae. The record is from RefSeq and is a predicted model, not a curated record. The coding region runs from base 1 to 756 and encodes 251 amino acids.
AUGUCACUUUCCGGCAAGACCACCCUGAUCACAGGCGGAGGCAAGAAUCUCGGGGCGCUGAUCGCCACCCUCUUUGCUGCCGAAAGGUCAGAUUUGGCCCUGCACUACAACUCUGCCUCAACACAAAAGGCGGCCGAAGCACUCGCGGCGGACCUCUCGUCCAAGCACAAGGGCAUCCAGGUCAAGGUGUACCAAGGCGACCUGACCACGGCGGCACGUGUAGAGAGAUUAUUCGAUAGUGUUGCCGCAGACUUUGGCACGAAGCUUGACAUCGUCAUCAACACGGUGGGCAUGGUCUUGAAGAAACCCCUGGUCGAGAUCUCCGAGAAGGAGUACGACACCAUGUUCGCCAUCAACUCCAAAGCGGCCUUUUUCAUCACCCAGGAAGCGGCCAAACGUGUUAGUGAUGGGGGUAAGAUCAUCAAUACCGUGACCAGCCUCCUCGCAGCGUACGCACCGUCUUAUACCUCCUACCAAGGGAGUAAGAGCCCCGUCGAGUGGUUCACGAAGGGCUUGAGCAAAGAGUUGAUGCCGAAGGGGAUCAGUGUCAAUGCGGUCGCUCCGGGGCCUAUGGAUACUCCAUUCUUCUACGGCCAGGAGACCCCGGAAGCGGUUGCCUUUCACAAGUCCAAUGCUAUUGGCGGUCGGCUCACAGACAUCAAGGACAUUGCUCCGAUCUACAAGUUCCUGUGCACCGAGGGGGCGUGGAUCAACGGCCAGACAAUCUUUGCCAAUGGAGGAUACACCAGUCGUUAA